CUCCACACUUAUUUAUUCUAUACUCUGCUAUAUAGUAAGAGUAAGACAAAAAUAAAUCCAUUUCUAUGCCAGACGACAUGAGUAUUUCUGUAAAUGGACAAUCUCAAGUCCCACCUGGAUUCAGAUUCCAUCCAACAGAAGAGGAGCUUUUGCAAUAUUACUUGAAGAAGAAAGUUGCAAAUGAGAAGAUUGAUUUGGAUGUAAUCCAAGAAGUUGAUCUCAAUAAGCUUGAGCCUUGGGAUAUUCAAGAGAAAUGUAAAAUUGGAUCAACUCCACAAAAUGAUUGGUAUUUCUUCAGUCACAAGGAUAAAAAAUAUCCCACAGGUACAAGGACAAAUAGAGCAACAGCUGCUGGAUUUUGGAAAGCUACUGGGCGUGACAAAGUUAUAUAUUCUAAUUCUCAAAGGAUUGGAAUGAGGAAGACAUUGGUUUUCUACAAAGGCAGAGCUCCUCAUGGCCAAAAAUCUGAUUGGAUCAUGCAUGAAUAUAGAUUGGAUGAUCACAUCAAUGAUAUUCACUCUUGUACUAUUGUUUGUAAUGUUGUGAUGGGAGAGUUGACACAAGAAGAGGGUUGGGUUAUUUGUCGCAUAUUCAAGAAGAAAAAUCACUUUAAAUCGCUGGAGACGAUAAGUCCUACAGCGAGUCAAUCAGUUCCACAUACCACGAUAAGCCACAGACUCUGUCAUAAUGAUGAAGGGGCCUUAGAACAGCUGUUCCAUUACAUGAGAUCAAGCACAUGCAAGGAAGAAAACAACGUCAUCAAUAAUUAUGACACUAAUUUUUAUGACAAAUCCAUGCAACUUCCAAGCCUAGAUAGUCCAAAUUCCUCUAGUGGAGAUCAUCCAAAGUCUAUAAAUUGUGAUCAAGGGGGUUUGAAUAAUUGGAUUGCUGUUGAUCGUCUUGUAGCUUCACAUCUUAAUGGCCAAACAAUUAAUGAUUAUAAUCAUGAUUAUGAGCACCAAUACAAUACUAAUAUUGUGGGAGGUGGCAGUACUAAUCAUGAUUAUCAAGAAGAGUCAUGUGAUCUUUGGAGUUUUUCAAGAGUAUCAACUAAUGACUCGUUAUGCCACGUGUCUAAUGGAAUGAUCUGAGAAAGACAACACUAUAUAUAAUAAUCAUGUCUUGUAUUAAAAGUCAAAAUGCUUAAUCAUGAAUUUAUAUAGGAAAAAUUUUAGAAAUAGCAAUUAUAGAGCCUUAGUUGUAACUUUUAUAGCAACAGUUUUAUAAUUAAAAAAAAUAAUAAAUUGUAUUUUCUAUUUAAGUAAAAUGUUGUUAUACAAAUACAUAUACAACAAGAUUUACUGUCUUGUUUUACUCAAA
Messenger RNA from Capsicum annuum, 1320 nucleotides. RefSeq names its product NAC domain-containing protein 43. Lineage: Eukaryota; Viridiplantae; Streptophyta; Magnoliopsida; Solanales; Solanaceae. Gene Ontology annotation, biological process: regulation of DNA-templated transcription. Gene Ontology annotation, molecular function: DNA binding. The transcript has 3 exons. The record is from RefSeq and is a predicted model, not a curated record. Bases 66 to 1091 code for a protein of 341 amino acids.